Messenger RNA from Dreissena polymorpha, 8124 nucleotides. Its product is annotated as neuroglian-like. Gene Ontology annotation, biological process: cell-cell adhesion. Gene Ontology annotation, molecular function: protein binding. Lineage: Eukaryota; Metazoa; Mollusca; Bivalvia; Myida; Dreissenidae. The record is from RefSeq and is a predicted model, not a curated record. The coding region runs from base 743 to 2902 and encodes 719 amino acids. The transcript has 12 exons.
AUGUUACGUUUGGGCAGUUAUUUGUCAGUGUAUGGUCAGCUCUGAUCCGACCAGAUUGCCUUUUACUGCAAUUAUUGAAAGGCUAACUUGUAAUUUGUAAAACAUUGAAGGUUUAAUUGACAGUCUUGCAUCAAGAUUUUCUGCUUGGGGGCUUUAUUUUAUAAACAUUUAUAACUUUAAAAAAGAACAUAAUUUAAAGUAAGAUUAAUGAAAAGCUGACUUGUAAUUUGUAAAAUAUUGAAAGUUUAAAUGACAGUCUUGCAUUAGAUUUUUAGCUUUGGGGAUUUAUUGUAUAAGCAUUUAUAAUUUUCAAAAGUACAUCAUUUAAAAAAAGAUGUAGCCUUGGUUGAGAUAAUGACCAUUAGUCAUGGAUAACAAGUGAAAUCAGUGUGACUGGACAAUAGCAUUGUGAGCAGGUUAAAUUGUGAAGAAAAAUAAAAGAAGCAUUGUGGGUUUGAAGAAACUGGGGUAAAUGGUGCAUGUAACAGUUUGUGACAGUUUUUUGCAAAAACUGAGGAUUAAGGCACUUCACAAAGUGUUAGAUGUGUAAGAAGUUUAACUAUUAGCUGUGGAGGGAGGUACAGGAUUUUUUCAGUGUGAAAUUUGAGAUUUUUGUGGUGGAUUAUUUGUUAUUUCAGGAUAGGAUUGUUGCUACACCCAUCCCUGUGCUGAACAAAGACUCAUUGCCAGACAUGAUAGAGGCUGAUAUGGACAUCAUGACAACCUGAGUGCAUCGUGAACUAUGGAGUUCAAACUAAAUAUGCGGUUACCGCGGCAACCAAGACGGUGGCUCUUCCUCUUGGCUCUCAUACAUGUUGUCAUUGGCGAUGAUGAAGUGCUGAUCACGAGCCCACCUAUCAACACCGAGGCACAGCAAGGGGCCGAGGUCAAGUUCACGUGUUACGUCAGUGUCCCGGAGCACCUUAAAGCAGAAAAUCUGCGCGUGAAAUGGAAGCAUAACGGACACUACAUACACGCGAGUGAUGCCACAAAAGAAGCCAAAGACGAUACGGAGCAACUGGGGCAGUACAUGGCAAAAGGGUCUGAGAGAUUUCAGACAGAAGGGGUAAACAAGUACCUUGCCAUGGACCGGGGCCAGAUAUUCUAUAUAAACAAUGUGGAAGCGAACGAUGGUGGAACGUAUACAUGUAUUGUGCAUGUAGGACAUUUAACUGUUGGACUGUCCAGUGCGAAACUUGUUGUCAUUGUACCGCCAGAUCCACCGAAGGACGUGUCCAUAAUUUCGUGUGGCAACAUGGCGGAGCUCCAGUGGACGCCAGGGCGUGAUGGUGGGGCCAACAUCACAGGCUACCUGGUCCAGUUCAAUACCUCGGACAAUCCUUCAGAAUGGAUUAACUAUCACGACGAAAUUCCCGGAAAAGUGCAAACAACUUACGUGAACCUACCCCCAUGGGGCAUGUAUAACUUUCGACUUCUAGCGCGCAAUAAGGUGGACUAUAGCAAGCCCAGUAACCCAACGAGGCAACCAUGUACAACGCCACCUGAGCGACCGUCAACGAAUCCGAAAGAUGUGCGUACGCAGACACACAAGAAAGGCAAACUAAUAGUCAGCUGGACGCCUAUGCCGCGCCUGCUUUACAAUGGUCCAGGUUUCCAGUAUGUGAUAUACUGGCGACGGAAGGGCAGCACCUACUGGAACGAAAACAUCGAGCAGCAUCCAAAAGCGAGCAUGUGGGAAGUUAGCGUCAAUGAGACGUACGCGCUCUAUGAGAUCAAGGUCAAGGCCAUGAACCAGAUUGGGGAGUCAAGGCAACCAGCGUUCAUAUAUCUCGGGUAUUCGGGAGAAGGAGAGCCGACAGUGGUACCCAAAGAUUUCCGGUUGGACCCGACCAAGCCCAUAGGGGCCCACAGAGCUCACUUCAUCUGGGAGGCGGUUGAUACGUCUGAGGAGAAGAUCAAGGGAGAGUUCAAAGGAUACAAGUUACGUUACUGGAAGUCUAGCGAGGGUCGUCACAAAUGGAAGGAGGUGGACAUUGUGAUAACACGAGAAGACCACGAUCGCCCGGAUGUGCGGGCGGCCAUUGAUGGUCUCCCGGCUAACACAGCUCUGCGGGCGCAGGUCUCUGUUAUGAACACCCACUACACAGGGCCCUCCAGCCAGAUCAUAGAUUUCCUCACACCUGAAGGAGUUCCAAGCCCUGUAAGAGAACUUCGCAUAGACCAGCAUGGCACGACCUUUGCCCUCUUAAAAUGGCUGCCACCCGAGGAACCCAAUGGCUUGUUGCUAGGAUACGACAUUGGCUAUCAACAAAUUACUGGCGAGUCCCCAGGGCGUAUCAAGCCUCUGCGGCCCCAGAUCAACAAUCCGGACAGUCUGGGGGCGCGCAUCACAGGGCUUGAACCCAACCAUGACUACCGGUUUUAUGUGUGGGCGCGCACCAAUACAGGGCGCGGGGAGGGUGCACACACUGACGUUACCACAAAAGACGGCGAUCCUCCGGAUCCACCAAAGCCCAAAUUUACAAGUGUCUAUCAGACCAGUGUAAAUAUAACAUGGAGUCCCUAUAGACUGGUUGAUGUAACGUAUGAGACGGAAUACAGACCUGCAGGGGAAGCGGAAUGGAAGGUGGCUAACUCAGAGUGGGGUCGUAACUGGAUGGUGAUUAAUGACCUCUCCCCGAACAUGGAGUACGAGGUCCGAUUGGUUGCUAAAAAUAAACAUGGCGACAUGGCUUCCAGCACCCUCUACAGGGUGAAAACUCAGCCCCGACAAGGAGGGGAUGCACAUUUGUACCAGCAAGAUGAAGCCUACUCAACGCCCACGAGUGGUGCGUCGGACAUUAAUCAUACCGCAGGCUUCACCAUAUUGUGUGCCAUCUUUUGCUCUGUGGGGCUUCAAACACUUGCGUCUCUAGUCAGUGUUACAGUUUUCUUCCACUAGAAAGAUUCCAGAACAGAGAUAAGCUCUGUGAAAUCCAGUGACAGCGUUACUUUUUUAAAUAGUGGUGUGUAACCUCUAGGGGAGCUUAUCAUGUACUUUAUAUUGAAAUGGUGCCAAUAUGGGUUGUUCCCCUUGCUUUCUCCAGAGAGACUGGGAUACAAUUGUUAAAAAGAAUUCCACUUUUCCUAAGACAAAAAUCUUGAUAUUCUGUGUUUUGUUUAAAAGCAACAUGCUUCCUGUUGAAACCUGUUUUACUUUGAUAUUUAUUUAAAUUAUGAUGUAUAUAAUUAUAUAUUGGAAGCUUAACAGUGUACAUUCCAUUGGAACACUUCAAGAAAAAGUACAAACCAGUUAAUUAACUUGCCGACACAUUGAAACAUGAAAGAUCGUUUUUGAUUUGUUAAACUGAUUGUUAUGAUGAAUAUUUCUCAAGCAUAAUAGGUUGUUUACAAUGAAAAUUUGAUUCCUUGUUCAGCUUUGUUUACCAAAGUCUGACUUUAUCUUGAGAUUAGCAGUGUUUUGCAUUUAAUUUGAGUUUGUACGAAGCAAAUAAUAUGCUCAGAACAACAAUCAUAGUGCUGGAACUUAUUGUUUUAUUUCUUUGAUUUUUACAUGUUUUUAUUCUUUAAUACAUAUGGAUUUGAUUUGUUAUUUUAAAUUACCACAAACUACAAAUUCAUUUGUUUCAUUACCAAACUUAUUUGUAAACAUUUUUGUUUUCAAAGAAAAUGUUUUCAUAUACUGGUUAUGCUUGUAACCAUUGUAUGUUUUAAUGUUUCAUGUUACCUUUGUUGAAAUUCCAGCCUGAGAUUGUGCAAAAAUACUCCCAGGUUGUGAUGGUAGUGUAACUAGUGCUAGCGAUUUCACUUUUUUAUAUCCAUUAAACAAAAAGGUUGUGACUUGUAGAGAAAUAUUAUUUUUCAUAAAAAAAGCAUGUGCAUGUUUGAUAUUGUUGAGAAUAGUGUUCUUGUCAUCUAAUGUGCAAUUGUUCUCUGACAAUGAUUUGACCCGUAGACCAGUUUGAUUUUUAUGUAUUUGUUAUAAUCAUUAAGGUAUGUUUGUAUUUUUAAGACAAAUCUUAAAAAGUUUAUACAAAUUAUUUUUCUUGUAAAAUAUGAUACACUUUGAUGGUCACUUUGUUUGUAAAACUUUGAUGGUCACUUUAUUUGUACGGCUUCUUUACACCCUUAAUGUUAAUUUUCAUCAUGGUUUAAAUAGUGCAUUUCAGUUAAUGGUCCUUAUUCAAAUGGUAUCCAUUGAAAUCAUAAAAGUUUUGAAAACAUGUGUAAUUGAAAUAUUUGGGACUAAGCCAAAAAUAAGAAGUUAUUUUUACAAUAAAUAAGCUUGUAGUAAUUGAGCAUUUACAAUACAUUUUGAGUCCUUUAUUGCAUUGCUGUUACAAGAAUGUAUGAUGCAUACUUAUUGUUAUCAGUUUAGAAAUACUCCACAUCUCCUCUGCUGCUACUAUAUGGGUAUCUGUUCCUCUGCUGGUACUAUAUGGGUAUCUGUUCCUCUGCUGCUACUAUAUGGGUAUCUGUUUUGUAAAUAGGAUUCAAAUAAGUCAUGCUCUGGAAAAACCAAGCUUAACCCUUUGCAUGCUGGAAAAUUUUUCUUCUGCUAAAAUGUCGUCUGCUGAAUUUCUAAAAUUAGCAUUUUCUUCGAUUUUUUUCAAAGAAUACUAUCAGAAUAGCAAACAGUUUGGAUCCUGAUGAGACACCACGUUCUGUGGCGUCUCAUCUGGAUCCAAACUGUUUGCAAAGGCCUUCAAAAUUCGGUUCCUGCACUAAAAGGGUUAACCCAUUCAUAGCAAAAAAUCCAGUUAAGGUUGAAAGUGUCGUCCCUGAUUAGCCUGCGCUCAGACGACACUUUACAUACUUGCAUUAAGCCUUGUAUUCCUAGAGCGAGGCUACAAUAUUUAUUAUGACAUAUCUGUUUCUUUGAAGAGAAUAUUUGUGCCAUGAUGUUACUGCUUAUACAUGUUCACUAUGUAUUACAUGACCUUCACAAGUGUAACCUCCACCUCUUAAGAACUAAGAUUUUUGUCAAGGUGGUUGUCAUUAAGUCCUCUUGCCAGUGACUUGAAGCAAGGAAAUCUUCCAUGUCUUGCCAUAGUGUUGUUUUAUUGUAUGGACAUUCAAAUAAAAUUGAUAAUUGUUUUUUAAAGAGUUUAUAUGUUAAAAUGACGUCUAUUACAGGUUAAAGGCACAUGUGUUUCUCCAGUCACAUGUUUGUAUAUUAGCUGUACUUAAUUGCUUCGCAGACAAGCAUUACCAUUAUUUCUGCAACAACUUUUAAUGCUAGUAGUAGACUCUUAUUAUUGUUUUACAUGAACCCCAAUCCUGAAUAUUGUCCACUCUUCCCCACCCACUCACAAGAACCUGGUGUUGUUGUUUGGUGUUUAAAUGAUACAUUGUUGGAACUGGUGACAAAUUGCUGAUCAGUUCUGUUACCAAGAAAUAACAACCAUUGUAAUUGCAGAUAAAGGCACUUUCUAGUCCUUGUUUUAAUACACAUAAAGGCUCACUAACAAACCCAGCAAUAAUUUAACCCUUUGCAUGCUGGGAAAUUUGUUGUCUGCUAAAAUGUCGUCUGCUGAAUUUCUAAAAUUAGCAUUUUCUUCGAUUUUUUUUUUCAAAGAAUAUUAUCAGAAUAGCAAACAGUUUGGAUCCUGAUGAGACGCCACGUUCUGUGGCGUCUCAUCUGGAUCCAAACUGUUUGCAAAGGCCUUCAAAAUUCGGUUCCCGCACUGAGAGGGUUAAAGUCAAUAUCUGCUGAGUUGUCUUUUCAUUUAAUGUCUGAUAUGAAGUGAGGUGGAAAAUCAUUUUUGGAGAAACUUGAGCAUCAUAUCUUAUAAAUCUCUCAAGUGUUUUAUGAUAAUAUGAAGUUCAAUAUAAUGGAAUUAGAAACAAUAAAUAUCAAAAGUUUAGUUGCAGCUAUUGUUCCUAUUUUAUGUAUAUGCACAGCAUGCACUUGGUAUUUUCGAAAUUGUCCAUCUGUUAGCUGUUUGCCAUUCUUUCUGACAAUGUUUUAUCAGUUUUCAAAGAAUCUCAUGCUCACAACAUCGCAAUAUGACCCAUCGAAGGGGUUCCAUUGUAUUCAGUUAAGACAGCCCACCCUUGCGUCCCAAUGGGCCUCAUUGAUCCACCCCACAAAUUGCCUCAAAACAUUCUCACCUAUGUUCAAUUGCUGCUCAUCAUAUAUUGUUCCUUUGAUCACUUAAGUCCAUUUUUGAUGGUAUUUUUAAAUAGUUGUUUCACUUGGAUUUUAAGAAAAAAAUAUUUUUUUAAUCACAUGCACACAAAUUAUAAAAUAUUUUCCAGUUAUUCUUUGUUGCCUUUUUGAAUGGAAAAUGACCUAUAAUCUUUAUUUGAAAUAACUGGGACAUCAAUUUUUUGUUUUCUUGGGCCCUGACAUUUUCGGAUCAGCUAGGACAUAAAAAUCAUACUUUUGACAAGCUAAGACUUUAAAUCAUGCAACUUAAAAUGAAUAUUUUGAUAAGCUUUAAGAUAAAAUAUUUGUUAACAGACUUUUUGGAUUGGUUGAGAAAUAUAAAUAAAAAUUGAUGAAUUUGGAAAAAAGUUCUUUUUGGAUAGGCUGGGACUUUAAAUAAUGAAUUUGAAAUGUUGGCAAUUAAUAGCACGUCUGACAAGUUGGGAUAUAAAAGAACGGGUGGCUGUUCUUGCUGGGAGUUCAUUGUUUGUGUAUUAGAGGAGAGUAGUGCAACUUAGAGCCUGUGUCUGCAGAUAUUGUCAUGUGCUUCCAGUCCACCUUCACCCGUGUUUGAGAGAUAUUGCCAUUCUUGGUAGCUGUAUCAGUGCCACUAACAAAUUGAACUACAUUAUGACCCCCAUUUUCACCUGUACCCUGUUUCUUAUUAGAAAAUUUAGUUAACACUUUGUUCUUAUUUUAGUUUUACAUUACUUCAAAUAAAUUUCAGAUAAAGAAAGAACAGCAGGUUACAAUUAAGUGAACUGUAAUUAUGUUAUUCAUUUUUAGCAUCAAGCCAUCUUUCUUUUGUACCUUGCCCUUUAGUUUCCCUUAUUUGUUCAAAUUAAAAUAGAACAGUCAAUAUAUGUGUUAAUAUCACACUGAAAUAUGCUAUGACUUCAUAGACAAUAAAUAACUGAGUGCAUAUUUUAUUGAUAGUCUAUGGUUUGAUAUAUUAAAUAAAUGUUUAAGUGAGGUAAUACAUUGUGUCUACCCUUGGGCAACAGUUUUUUAUUGGGAUUUAAAAAAAUGUAGUUUACAUCUCAAAUAAUGCCACAGUUAUCAUUUACCACAUUUAAACACUGAGCUACUAGAAAUAAAGUUUUGUGUCUUUUACACGCAGUAUUUACUAUAACUUUAGAAUUUCCAUUGUUUUAUUGCUACUAAAAAACAAGUUUUGUGUCUAACACGCAGUAUUUACUAUAAUUUUAGAAUUUUGAUUGUUUUAUUGUAAUUGUUUAUUAGUUGUAUAUAAAACUCUGAUUUUGCAUUUUGUUGAAUUAUGGCAAGAUUGUGAAUGGCAAAGUAUUACCACUGUUCUGUGUUUUAUUAUAACAUGUUGUUUUGUAUAUUUUAAAAAAUUUCAUUGCUUUUGUGAUAUUAAUUUCAUUUUUGUAUGUUACACAAUACUAUUAAUUGUACAUAGGUUUACUUUGCUGUUUUAGACAUUUAAACUUGUUUUCAGAAAUCAAAAGAUUAUGUUUGAUAUGUUGAACUGUACAUCAUUACGCAGAUUAAAAACAUUUCAUUUAAAUGUAUGGGACCAACUUAAGGCUAUAUAUAUCCAUUGUGUACAAAUGUUAUUAUUUUGUUUAGCAAGUCAUGCAAAAUUAAACCAAGCAUGCUUGAUAAAAUUAUCAUAAAUAUAAUUUAUUUUGUCGAUUUUGUUGCAUUUUUUUUACAAUCAAAAUAAAUGUUAACCCCCAAUACUAAGCUCUACCAAUUUUCCUACACAUUGAAAUUAGUUAAUUAUGACUUAUUCAUAAUUAUGAAGACAAAUGUUUUCAAUUUUUACGCUCCCGGUAGGGUGGCAUAUAGCAUUUGAACUGUCUGUCCUUCCGUCCGUCUGUCCGUCCGAAAACUUCAACAUUUGCCAUAACUUUUGCAAUAUUGAAGAUAGCAACUUGAUAUUUGGCAUGCAUGUGUAUCUCAUGGAGCUGCACAUUUUGAGUGGUGAAAGGUCAAGGUCAUCCUUUAAGGUCAAAAGUAAAAAAUACAAUCCAAGGGAAGUAAUA